Carassius auratus (goldfish) is the source of this 1659-nucleotide messenger RNA. Its product is annotated as G protein-activated inward rectifier potassium channel 3-like. Gene Ontology annotation, biological process: regulation of monoatomic ion transmembrane transport; potassium ion import across plasma membrane. The record is from RefSeq and is a predicted model, not a curated record. The transcript has 3 exons. Gene Ontology annotation, cellular component: plasma membrane. Gene Ontology annotation, molecular function: inward rectifier potassium channel activity. Lineage: Eukaryota; Metazoa; Chordata; Actinopteri; Cypriniformes; Cyprinidae. Bases 37 to 1539 code for a protein of 500 amino acids.
UCAACGGGAAGCAACUCCCUUCCUUUGCCUGACAUUAUGCCAAACCAGACUUCCAAACCAAGCGUGUCUAUUCGGCGCCACAAGAGCACCACAGAUUUACCCUACAGCCCUCAGCGUGGGUACAUGCGUGGCCAGAGACCAAGUAUCUGUGCCCCUACCGAGGCAGAGCUGGCACUUAUGAGGCGCUGCUCUUUACGUGAGCCAAACAUUCGGCCAUGUUGUCGCCAUGCUCUUAGCAUUCCCAACAUGACAUGUCCAAGCACAAGCCCUCUAUGCAGCACCCCGUCCCGCAGUGCUCUCUACACACCUGUACGGGACAUAGAGUGCAGUCCUAAAGCACGCAACAAGCUAAUAGAAAGUAAGAAUGCACAGACUCCAACUUGUCCACCAGAGCUUCGCGAACAGUGCCGCUACAUCUCCAAAGAUGGGAAGUGUAGGGUAGACUUGGCACAUAUGGCUGAGAGAGAACGAUUCCUGGCUGACAUCUUCACGUCUUUUGUAGAUCUUCAGUAUAGAUGGUUUCUUUUCAUGUUUAUGAUGUGCUACGCAGUCACCUGGUUUAUUUUCGCUGGGCUUUAUUCGCUAAAUGCAUUCUUGCGUGGAGAUCUCGAAGUUCCUGGUGACGCUGAUGUUUGCUACCCCAAUAUAGAUGGCUUUGUGUCAGCAUUGCUUUUCUCAGUAGAAACACAGAGAACUAUUGGCUACGGUGCUCGGACGGUCUCAUCACGCUGCUACGAAGGUGUGCUUUUGGUCAUGGCGCAGUGCAUUGUGGGCUCCAUGAUUGAUGCCCUUAUGGUGGGCUGCAUGUUCGUCAAAAUCUCACGUCCGAAGAAGCGUGCAGAAACGCUUCUUUUCAGCCGGACUUGUGUUGUGGCCAACCGUGAUGACUGUCUUUGCCUUAUGUUCCGUCUCGGCGAUCUGCGUGAGAGCCACAUGGUGGAUGCCAAAGUACGCGCUAAACUCAUCAAGUCUCGGCAGACGUCAGAGGGGGAAUUUCUCCCACUGGAGCAGUCUGAGAUCGACCUGGGCUACGAGAGUGGCUCUGACCGUCUGUUCCUGGUGGAGCCGCAGGUCAUUCAACACACCAUCGAUUCCAGCAGUCCUUUCUGGGAGCUUGGGCCGGAGGAGCUGCGGAAGCAACAGUUUGAGAUUAUUGUCAUCUUGGAGGGAAUUGUGGAAGCAACAGGAAUGAUGUGCCAAGCGAAGACUUCCUACAUCGAGACGGAGAUCGAGUGGGGAGCCCGUUUUGAGUCGUGCAUGACACUGGAGAAAGGGGCGUUUCGAGUGGACCUGAGACGCUUCCACAGCACGUAUCCCGCGCCUCUUCCGCCGUGCAGCGCGCAGGAACAGCAUCAUCACCUGCAGACCCUCCGAGUGGGACUGGAGCUCCAGGAAUCUCUCAAAGACAGUGUUAACUGGAAACUGGGGGGAGAUGACCAAGAAGACGACAUUAUAAAAACACCAGGAGCAUGUACUUUCACUAUCCACAACAUCCAGGAGGAGCGAGUGUCAGAAGUCAACGAAUGCGAAUCUCUUUAGUUGUUGCCUCAGGUGUGGCAGUUGUACAGGUAUGUGCUGCUCAGGCUCCAGUCUGGAGGGAAGUCCUGCGUGGGGUGGUUCUUCAGGUGUUUCUGCAUGGCUGCCAGGCUGCUACAGAAC